AUGGCCGCAGCGUUGCGCUCCCCUGCCGACGGCGCGGACAUGGAAAGACAUGCUAGGGCAGGCCAAGUGGAGGUUCGCUUGCGCGCAAGUUUUAAACUCGACAUUGUGUUGCGCCACCUGGAAGCAGGCAGGCAGCACGGGAGAGUGCGAGUGCUGCAAGGGUGUCCGCUUCCGUCUGGAGCUACUCCUGUGGAGCUUUGGUAUGCUUGUUUGGAUUCUCAAGGUCGAGAUUGUCGGACUCAGCUGCUCGACUUGGCAGUGUUGCCAUGGCCGCUGCGCGAUGCCAUGGGCCAGGACUUGGUGCCAACAUCCGAUGUUCCGCUGCUGCAAGGCAAGCGGCAGAGAGUAGUUAUCAAUCGGCAGACGGCGUUGGAUGCGGAAAGAUGGUGGCCAGCUUUGUAG
This is a messenger RNA of Symbiodinium necroappetens, 402 nucleotides long. Lineage: Eukaryota; Dinophyceae; Suessiales; Symbiodiniaceae. The record is from the annotation of a GenBank genome assembly.